Molecule: messenger RNA, 912 nt
Organism: Myxozyma melibiosi
Lineage: Eukaryota; Fungi; Ascomycota; Lipomycetes; Lipomycetales; Lipomycetaceae
Product: SUR7/PalI family-domain-containing protein
Exons: 3
Coding region: 1-912 (303 amino acids)
Biological process (GO): septin cytoskeleton organization; cortical actin cytoskeleton organization; fungal-type cell wall organization
Cellular component (GO): cell cortex; plasma membrane; membrane raft
Source: RefSeq, a predicted model, not a curated record
AUGGCCAUCCCCCGGUUCCUCGUCACCUUCUUCCCGUUCAUCCUCACAGCGGGUGCCACCCUCUGCCUGCUCCUCAUCCUCCUCGCAGGCACCAAGGAGCACAACCCGCUCAACCGUGUCUUCUACAUGGAGACCGACACCUCCAGCAUCUCCGGCGCCCCUGACACCACCCGGUGGACUCUUUGGAACAUCUGCGGUGUCUCUGGCGGCGUCUCUGUCGACUGCGGAAGCAACAAGCCUGCCUAUGCCUUCGAGCCCGCAAAGAACUUCGGCACCAGCUCCGACAUCCCCUACGACUUCAUCAACCACAGAAAAACGUACUACUACCUCUCGCGCUUCUCCUACGCUUUCUACUUUAUCGCUACCGGCUUCACUGGCUUCGGCUUCAUCACCGGCGUUCUCGGUCUUUGCUCUCGCCUCGGUGCCGCUCUUACCUCGUUCUGGCUUUUCCUCGGUCUUCUGACCUCGAUCGUCGCUGCUGCCCUCUCAACCGCCCUCUUCGUCAAGGCCCGCAACACCUUCAACGAUGACGGUAUGGAGUCGCACAUGGGCGUCAAGCUCUUUGCCUUUGCCUGGACUGCGGUCGCCUGCAACUUCAUCUCCUCGAUCGGCUUCAUGCUUGCGUGCUGCUCCGGCCGCAAGAAGAACCGUGGCCUCGGCGAUCUCUCUGACGAGCCCGUUCCCAUGAACGAGAAGCCUCGCCGCGGAUUCUUCAGAAGAACGCCCAAGGAGAGCUACCCUGAGGACGCUGUCGAUCACGAGAGCCAGGAGCCGGUCAUGCACCAGACUUCGACCACCAACGGAAACAUGUACUCGACCAGCGUUCCAUCUGAGAACGUUGCCAACGAUCACACCGUCCCUGAGGAGUCUAGCUAUGUCUUUAGCGACCGUCACCACGAGUCCUACAGAUAA